Molecule: messenger RNA, 862 nt
Organism: Penaeus vannamei (Pacific white shrimp)
Lineage: Eukaryota; Metazoa; Arthropoda; Malacostraca; Decapoda; Penaeidae
Source: RefSeq, a predicted model, not a curated record
ACCCCCUAUAGGUCGGCGCCGGGGUAUAAAUGCGAGGGAAGGGCGGCCUGGAGACGCAGUUCUCACUAAACUUUCUCAGUGAAACAACACCAGUGUUCAACAACUCAGUCACAAUGAAGGUAAUCAUCCUCAGCGCCCUGGUUGCCGUGGCCAUGGCGGCGAAACUCGGUACUCUCAGCAACCUGGUCGAGGAACCCACCACCACGACGGAGCCUCCCAAGCCCUAUAGUUUCGGCUUCGAAGUCCGAGACGACAACACGACCAACUACCACAACCGCGCCGAGGCCGCCGGUGACGGCUGCGUCCGGGGAUCGUACAGCUACGUUCUUCCCGACGGCUUCGUGUACACCUACAAGUACCAGGACUGCGGUCAGGGAUACGAGAUCGUGGAACAGCGCAAGGAACCCUCAGGCAUCCAAGUCAUCAUCCCCGAGCCUAAGCCCAAGAUCGCCAAGGAACAGUCCUUGUUCACAGCUGCUUAAAAACAACAAAAAUCGUUCUUCGCCAUUUUGACAUCUAACCCCCUCCCUCUUCCCUGCCCCCUCCCUCUUCCCAGCCGUUUCCCGCCAUUUUUCCUUUUAUUUCAAACUUUACAAAGCCACCCUGAUUUGUCAGUUUAUUAUUUUCAUGUGGAUUUCUUGUAAUAUUUCUUUUAUUGUCGUCAUUACUUUAAAGUUUCUUGAUUUUCUAGUUGUAUAUGAACUCCACUUUUGAGGUAAUAAAAGACACAUUCAGGAUUUUCUUCAACUAAUAUCAUAUUUUAUUACCGCACUUUCCGCUACGUCUGUAAUUCUGUUUAGUACAACUUGUUACAAAUAAUGUUAUAUAUUUUAUACUGCAUUAUAAUAAAUACGUAACUACA